Peronospora farinosa is the source of this 918-nucleotide messenger RNA. The record is from the annotation of a GenBank genome assembly. Lineage: Eukaryota; Oomycota; Peronosporomycetes; Peronosporales; Peronosporaceae.
AUGUCGAAAAAGCCCGAACCAAGCUCCGUACGCGUCCGAUUAUCCACCCACGCCGGUUCUUGGUACUCGCAUGACGAACAUGAACUCAAUGACGAACUCACAGGCUGGUUAAGUGCAGCACAAGACGACAAGACGCAGCAAAAACAGCCAAGUAUCCGUGCAAUCAUCGGACCUCAUGCAGGUUUCCGAUACUCGGGCCCUACAGCUGCGUACGCGUACCAUCAAUUAUUGAAUUUGGAUCGUAUUAAGCGUGUAUUUAUCCUUGGACCAUCACAUCACUUCUAUCUACGUGGAUGUGCUGUAUCGACUGCUCAUGAAUAUGAAACACCAUUAGGCAACAUUAUAAUUGAUCGUCAAGUUAAUGAGAAACUUGUGGAUUCGGGAAAAUUUGCGACCAUGUCGAUGGAUGUUGAUGAGGAUGAACACAGCAUCGAAAUGCAUCUUCCGUUCAUUUAUAAGGUGAUGAAUGGCCGUAAAUUCACAGCGAUCCCGAUCUUGGUUGGUAAUACCAAGAGUAAAUUGGACGAGGAAUACGGAAAAAUUUUAGCUCCCUAUCUGGAGAAUGACGAAAACCUGUUCGUGAUCAGCUCUGACUUUUGCCAUUGGGGCCCACGAUUUCGGUACCAGCCGCAUGACUCUACGUACGGCGAGAUCCAUGAAUACAUCAAAUAUUUAGAUCAUCAAGGCAUGGGUUUCAUUGAGCGCUUGGACGCUGAAGGGUUUACCAAGUACCUGGAUGAAACACACAAUACGAUAUGUGGUCGUCACCCGAUUUCGUUGCUGUUGCACAGCAUCUUAGCCUCACAAAAGCUGAAGUGCAGACUAAAGUUUGUCAAGUAUGCGCAGAGCAGCGCAUGCAUGCGUCGCGGCGACUCUUCCGUGAGCUACGCCUCUGCCAUCGUCUACAGCGAACCGUAA